Teleopsis dalmanni is the source of this 1525-nucleotide messenger RNA. RefSeq names its product glutamine synthetase 1, mitochondrial-like. Gene Ontology annotation, cellular component: cytoplasm. The record is from RefSeq and is a predicted model, not a curated record. Bases 152 to 1363 code for a protein of 403 amino acids. Gene Ontology annotation, molecular function: glutamine synthetase activity. The transcript has a single exon. Lineage: Eukaryota; Metazoa; Arthropoda; Insecta; Diptera; Diopsidae.
AGUUUUAAACAUUUUAAAACAUUUUUUGGCACAAAAUUUAAACCUCUAAUAUGAUUUUUUGGCACAAAAUUAUGUAAAACUAAGACUAAAUGCGGAAUUUCUAAAUAAAUUCUGUUUUGCUUCUACUUAACACAUCGAAACAAUACAGAGAAUGCAAAAUAUAGGAUUGAGAUCUACAUUAAAUGGCUUUGCUAGUUGUAUUGUAAAACAUUUUUUAAAGAUUAGCCAAUCAAAUCAGUCCUACUUCUUAGUACGGAAUGCUUCCUUCCUUAAACAUUCUCCGAAUGUCGUGCUCGACAAAUCGAUCAGGAAUCGAUUUAAAAAUUUACCAAGAAAAGGAGAUGCAUAUCAAGCCACUUAUCUUUGGAUUGAUGGUACUGGUGAAAAUUUACGCCUGAAAGAUCGAGUACUCAAGAAACCAGUAAAGUGUCCUUCCGAAUUACCAAGUUGGCAAUAUGAUGGUAGUUCUACAUAUCAAGCAGCAGGUGAGGAUUCGGAUACAACAUUAAUACCACGCGCCAUAUAUCCAGAUCCGUUUAAAACAAAAAAAGACAUAAUCGUUAUGUGUGAUACUUAUUCAGCUAAUGGCGAACCCACGCAAUCAAAUAAACGCGCAGCAUGUCAAUGUGCCUAUGAUGAGUGUGCAGAUCAAGAACCGUGGUUUGGUAUUGAACAAGAAUAUAGUAUGUUAGAUGUAACAGGUCACCCAUUUGGUUGGCCUCAACAUGGUUUUCCUGCACCUCAAGGGCCUUACUACUGUUCAGUUGGUGCAGACCGUGCGUUUGGACGUGAUAUAGUAGAAGCACAUAUAAGUGCCUGCCUAUAUGUUGGCAUUGAUUUUUUUGGCACAAAUGGUGAGGUAAAACCAGCACAAUGGGAAUUUCAGAUUGGACCAACAGAAGGCAUAAAAGCGGCUGAUGAUUUGUGGGUAUCACGCUAUUUACUGCACCGCAUAGCUGAGAUAUAUGGUGUUGUUAUUACUUUUGAUCCGAAGCCAGUAUUGGGGCCUUGGAAUGGUGCCGGUGCACAUACUAAUGUGUCAACAAAGGCAAUGCGUGAAGAGGGUGGUAUGGAAGAAAUUGUAAAGGCAGUUAAAAAACUGAGUAAAAAACAAAAAAGGCAUAUAGAAGCUUAUGAUCCAAAAGGAGGAGAAGAUAAUAAAAGACGUCUAUUAGAACGAUUGGAAACAUCAAAUAUUGAGAAAUUCAGUUGGGGUGUUGCAAAUCGUGGUGUUAGUGUGCGCAUACCUCGAAGUGUGGAACAAAAUGGUAAGGGUUAUUUUGAAGAUAGAAGACCAGCUGCGAAUUGUGAUCCGUAUUCGGUAUUAAAUGUUUUAAUGCGAACUUGCUUUUUGGAUGAAUAAGACUGGUCGUCAGUAACAAAAUAACAUAUAUCAUGUUUAUAUUCACUUCAAAAAUAUUAUUUAUUUAAUAAUUGUUAGAUUGUGAUAUCAGCAUGCGAAAUGAUGGAACUGUUAAACUUCCAAUUAUAGUGGAAAAUCCUUUAUUGUUUUGUUGUGUGUUAU